GUUGGAUAUCCCUGUCGGUUCGAAGACGAUCUCAGCAUCCCUAACUCCGUAACUGCCUACCUUUACUCUCUCACUUAAUGUCAACUCAACGACACACUAACAACCCCUUAGUGAUAUCACGGCGUCCAUCGCGCCCGAGUGCCGCUUGGCUGACUCCAGCUUUACUUGACCCGACAUCCGUUCUGUACUCGCACGCCAUCGCGCCGACCACCUGCGCCGCCUAGUGUGUGGGUAUCUACACUGGUCGUAGUCGACCGGGUUUUGCAUCUGAAGCGUCCGUCCUAGGCCCCUUAGCCGGCGAAACGACGCUGUCCUCUUCCCCGACAUCUCGACUUCUCAGGAACGACGGCCGCGAUCAAAGCCCCAUCCCCAUGGCGCGUCGGCGACGGCCGCCGCGUUCGGGCGCGCUCGCCGAGCUCCCGCCGCUCAAGAUACUCAGCCAGAUCGCGAUACUCCAGGGGCUGUACUACGCCGGCGCGCUGGUGCUGAUGCUCUUCACCGCGCUGGUCGCGGGGACCAAGUUCGGCAUCGACCUCGUGUUCGGCUGGGACGCCGUGCGCGGCGACACAACCCAGGGCUGGCUGAUGGGGUUCAUAUGGGUGUUGGACGGCGGGCUGUUGAUGGCGGCCGCGAUCAUCGUCCUCAUCGGCCGGUCCAAGCUCGUGCUUGAUUUUGCGCUGUCGCUGCACGCGAUCCAUCUGGUCGUCGUGACGCUGUAUUCGGGCCAGUUACCGCGCCACACGGCCUGGUGGCUCUCGAUGGCGGCGGCCAGCGCCGUCUCGGUUGCGCUGGCGACCUGGGGGUGCCGAUACCGCGAGCUCAAGCCGAUAUCCUUUGGUGGCGGAGGCGCAUCGUCGACGGCCGGCGGUGGCGGAGGGGAGAAUAGCAGCGGCGGCAAUGGUGGCGAGGGUAACGGAGCCGAUGAGGAGCAGGGGUUUUCGCGAGGGAGAGGCCGAGGGCGAGGUCGAGACGGGGCCGGCGAGUACGAGAUGGUCAACAUGGAUAACAGCACGGCGAGGUAGCUCCAGGAAGUAAUUGGUUUGGGCGCUGGAUAAUUAGAAAGGGUUUCGAACAGAAGGCAGGGAGCAUUGGCGCGGCGCUGGCAUCACGGUCUGCCCCGUCUUCCCGCAUGGGCACGGAGACGGGUUCUUGAUUUCCUACCAUUUCAUCAACUCCCUGCGGCAGCCUCGGACAUGCUCAGCUUUGUCUACCAGUCCCUAGCACAGUAGGGGGCAAGUCGUGUCGCAUACUACUAUUGACUCUCACUCGGCAACAGCAGC
Messenger RNA from Thermothielavioides terrestris NRRL 8126, 1280 nucleotides. RefSeq lists its product as uncharacterized. Lineage: Eukaryota; Fungi; Ascomycota; Sordariomycetes; Sordariales; Chaetomiaceae. The record is from RefSeq and is a predicted model, not a curated record. The transcript has 2 exons. Bases 372 to 1022 code for a protein of 216 amino acids. Gene Ontology annotation, biological process: protein localization to Golgi apparatus; Golgi to plasma membrane protein transport; Golgi to endosome transport. Gene Ontology annotation, cellular component: Golgi membrane; trans-Golgi network.